Messenger RNA from Penaeus vannamei (Pacific white shrimp), 8379 nucleotides. The record is from RefSeq and is a predicted model, not a curated record. Lineage: Eukaryota; Metazoa; Arthropoda; Malacostraca; Decapoda; Penaeidae.
UCAGUUCAACCCAAAGCACGAGUUUUUAGCCACUGCAGAAAGGAAAACAUGGAUGUUUCCAUGGCCUGUUAACCCUCUAUAUUAGGAUAGAGGUUUGGGAAGCAAUACCUGAACUAGCAAAGAUGAAGUGGCCAAAGGAAGACGAGGAAGAAGUAGCAGUGGACCUUGCCAAGCUGCUGGUAAUGUGCGACUUUGCAAAAUUUGCAACUGAGCUUCUUGGCAGGAUGAAAGGGAGAAGUGGUGAAGAAAAUUCUGAAGAAGACACAGUUAGCAAUGAAUCAGAAUUUGCAACAGAAAGCAGGGAGGACUUUCAAGGAUCAUCAAAGUUAGAGUUUAAGACUGGAAAAAAACUGGUAUCAAGAAGUCGAGGGUUAACUCGAAUGAUUUGCCAUAAAAGUGGCAGCAGCAGUAGCACAAGCAACCUAGAAUCAAGUGCUGAAGGACUUGAUACAUCUUUUCAGUCAUCUGACCGUGGUAGAGGCCUGAUGAGCAUGUUGGAUUUUUUAAAAUGUGGAACCUCAACUCCCCUGUCAGUGGGAAGCUCCAGUGCUGAUUUGCAAUUGAGUUUGUCAAAUGAAAAAUCUGGAAGAAGCCCAAAGACAAAGUUAUCUGAAUUGUCAGGUGAAGCUGAAUGCUCGGAACUUGAUGCAGCUUCUACUUUAUGCCUUGAAGAAAUUCCUGUUCCUGCAUCAUCAGGACAAAGAAGCUUAACAAAAGGGUUAUUUCCAACACAGAAUGAAGAAAUUAGUGCUAGUAACAAGUCCAAUCUCUCAUCAUCAGAAAAGAAAAGUGAUGGGAAACAGUCCUUGGUGGAUGAGAUUUGUUUGGUAGAUUCUUCAGCCAUAAAGACUGUUCCUGAGUGUAGUGUUAAGGUAUCCCCUCAGAAUGAUGAAAAUUUUACAGGAAAAUCUGGACAAAAGGAAGAAUUAAAGGUGGAAUCACCUGGUGGAAGAGGAUUAUGCCUUAAGCUUAGCAUAUCUGGCUUAUCUGAUGUUAAAGGGGUGAGCAAAAUUUCUGACUCUAAAGAAAGUCAUAUAUUGACAAAGAAUUCAGAAAGCAUGCAAAAUGAAAAGUGUAAGAAGGAAGUCAUAGGUAUGCAUGAAAAUAAUAGGAAGACUAUUAACUACAGUGCAAGAAAGGUAAACAGUCAUCUUAAUGCCUCAUUUAUUUCAGACUCUCGAGAUGUUUGGGACAGAGAGGAAAUGGGAGAUGUAGAAGAAGAAUUGACAAUCUCAUUAAGAGAGAAAAUUUUGCCAGAGGGCCCUUGCAUUGCAAAAUUAUUCCGGAUAUUUAUAGCUGGGGAGUCCCAUGUUGCUGAAGAAGAAGUAGUUGUUAAUGAGAAUAUGGUUGAUGCAAUACUGAAUAGUUAUAUCGUAAAUGUACUAAAUGAUUUAGAUAUGAGAGCAACAAGACUGCAGGCAUAUGCUUGGCCAGCUAUAACACGUGGUACUUCAGCCAUCAUUGUAGGAGGCAAAAGGAGUGGCAAAACUCAUGGUUAUAUUGUGCCUUUGAUUUCUGUUAUACUAGACUCAUGGCUGCACAUAAGCCGUCGUCUUUCCCAAGGUAUUGGGGCUGUUUUAGUGAUUGUUUGCAAAGACUGGAGAAAUGCUAAAUAUGCUGCUGAUUCUUUGGUUAGGUUCUUACCUGCGAAAAUGUCACUGAAAGUCAUCACAGCUUGGGGAGGUUGUGGCAAUGAAGAGGUAAUUGAUACCAACUCGCAGUUACUUGGUGGAUGUGACAUUCUGGUUACAACAGCCCCAUGUUUGGUGAGGCUUCUAACAGGCAAAACUACAGAAUUUGCAAAGGCCGACGAAGAAGGUGGCACCAAAGCAUUUACGUCCCUUGCUAGGUGUUGCUAUCUUGUAUUUGAUGACGUUGAUUCAAUCUUGGAAAAUUGUGCAGUGGAAGUGAAACAGAUACUUACUUACUGGGGCGAAGGAAAGAGCAAAAGUGAUCGAAGGGAUUUUGAACAGCAGUUACUUUUAGUGGCAUCAUCGUGGACCAAAUUAUUGAAUUCAUUGACACAAACAGUAACUCCUCUUCUUGAGCCAAUUAUUAUUGUUGCUGAUCCAUGGGAGGCUGUAAUAGCUACUAGAGUGUGUACCUUUGUUCACAAAGUAGAGAAGAUAGGGACAGAGCAAGAUAAACUUGUUGAACUUUUACAAGACAACAGACAUGGAAGGAUUUUGGUGUUUAUGGGGGAUGAUAAUCAGGGAAGGAAUCUGAAAAUAUUACUGGAUGCUGUGGCUGUAUAUUCCUUAAUUGUAACAAGCUGUACUACAAUGUGGGUCAUGAAGUCCAUUGUCCAGGAAUGGCACUCUAUAGCAAAUGUAGUUUUGAUAGUCUGCCAAGAGGCUUCAUCACUCCUCCUCAUGUAUGAAUUAGCAAAUGCAGACCUCAUUAUUCAUGCAGACAUACCAAACUCCAUUGGUAAUUUCAAAAUGAGGUAUGCCUUUAUGGUGAAUAAUUUUUCAAAAGAUUUAAAUCAAGACACCAUAAAUUGUGAGUCUCACAUAUUAUUAUCCAAAGAAUCUGUGAAACGGCUUCCUCCUCUUGUGUUUGAAAUAGAAAGGGCUGGUAAAAUUCCAAGAGAGCUGCAACAUGUAGCAUCAAAAAUUAUGACAACUUGUAACCAAGAUGAUGCUCUUUGUUAUUAUUUAAAAGCUUAUGGUAAAUGUUGUAUAGGUUACAGUUGUGGAUUUAGGCAUAGAAUACAAAAGUUUGAUGCUGAGAGUGUAAUUCCAAGAAAGGGUGAAGUUACUUUCAGUGUUGUCAAAGUGAUAAAUGCAUCACGAUAUUUAGUACGCCUCUUGAGUUUCAGGGAGAAGGCAGGGGUUCCUGAAUUUGACUUGAGAGAUCACUACCUGAGGUUGUUCAUGGCCAUACAGCAGUAUUUUGCUGACCCUGAAAACUGUGAGCAGUUGAUCAGCAUAGAACCAAGAAUGCUCUGUGCUGUCAAAUGCAAGGAAAAGUGGGCAAGAGGACAAAUUGUAGAAGUUGAUUACUCAAGACAUAUUGCCAUGAGUGUUGUGUUUCUCUUGGAUGAAGGAAGUGAUGUAACUGUAGAGCAAAAUUCCUUAUACAUCCUUCCGAACCAUCUGGCACUGAUGCCACCACUUAUUGUUGAGGUUUAUCUCUGUAGAGUUCAACCCCUUGACUUUGAUAGGGAAUGGACUUUCCAUGCAUCAAAGUACAUUGAUGAUAUAUUCAGCAGCAACAUAAACAAAAGCACUUUUGUUGGACAAAUUGAACUAGCACUUGGUUCAACACUUUGGCUAAGCCCUGUGACUGAGUUAGCACAGGCAGGUAAAAGUAAAGUAAAGAUGGAAUCUCUAAGGUCUAGACUUAUUUCUAAUGGAUUUGGAAUCAGCAAUAUUGCUCACAUGGAAAAGCUGAAAGAGAUUUGUAAAGAAGCAGAUAUAUCCUUAGAACCUGAAGACCUGUCAUGUGAAUUGUUUAAGACAACUGUGGAAAGGGCACUGGACUUGCUAAAAGAUACAGAACAAAUUGCAGAGAGCAGUAAGUUGUCUGAAUUAAAUGAGCAGAACAGCACCAAAAAUCAGCCUAGAAUGAACAAAGCAUGCACUAGAAGCUUAGAACAAGUUGAUUCUGUUGAAGAAGACGAGGAUAUCAAUAAUGAUCUUGAGAAAAUAGGAAACUUAAAUAUAAAUGCGGAAAAGUCAGUCAGUCCUAAAAGUGAAGCUAUAGGUACUCAUUUGUUACAAGAAACUUUGCCCUUGGAUACUGAUGUGGAAGUUGGUGUUGCAGAAAUAGAAUCUCCUGACUGGUUCUUUAUUCAACGUGCAGAUAAUUAUGAAAGGCUGGAUGAACUUGAGUUAAAGGUCCAAGAGAUAACCAAGCAUUGGCUAACAGACAAUAAAGAGAGUCUUCAUGAAAACUGCUUGAAAUGGGAGGAGCACCCAUGUGUUGAGGCUUCUAGAUACUGUCUGGCAAAGUUUUCUGAUGGCAAUUACUACCGUGGCUGGGUGGACAGAGUUACACCAGAUAACACCUGUAAGGUCUUUUUUGUGGACCAUGGAGAGACCCUGAUUGUACCUUCUAGUCAGGUUCAGUCAUGUCCAUCAUAUCUUUUGGACCUUCUCCCUGCACAAGCCAUUCCAUGUUGUUUGGCCAGUUUUACUUAUCCAACAACAAAAUUAAAAGAUGUGAAGAGGACUAUGGAGAAGUUGGCUGAUUCUGUUGACACAUGGAUAGCAAAGGUUUUAGAAACAGUUGAAUCAGAGGAUGGGAAAAUGUACAGGGUAGAGUUAACUGAUAACUCAGUGGAACCACCAAGGCAGAUGUCAAGAGAGCUCAUGAAUGCACACCAAUCAUUGAAGAAGAAUUAUAGGGAAAAACAGGACAGGGAAGAUAUUGAAGAUAAAAAUCAUGUGGAGUCAACAGGAUUGCUUAAUGCUUCAUGCUUAGACAAAGAGGAAGCAAUGACGUUCUUACAGAAUUUGCCCAAUUUCAAGGAAUUGUCAAAAGCAAUCAGGAAUAAUAAUGCAGAAAAAAAAGUCCAAGAAGAAACUGUGGCAGACCUUCAGAAUUCAUAUGAUUUGCCUGGAGUUUUACAAACUUAUAAUACCCUUGACAAGUCAGCUUGCAGUUCCAGCAAACAAGAAGUGGAGUCAGGGAAAAAUGAAAAUGCAAAAGAGAAAGAACUGACACAUCACAGAAAAACAGAAAAGGCCUUUGAUUCAUCACCAGAAAAUGCCUUUAAUCAGAACCAUAAAAAUUUUCACAAGGCACAUAUGCAACAAGAGAGCACUAAACCUUAUGGAAAAGCAAAACCGUCAAAGGCUGAUACAGACUUGUUCAACCAGCUAUGUCUACUUGUGCCACCGCUUGAGGCUGUAAAAAGCAUUACACGUAGGUUAUAUCCUGAGACAACCUGGAGUCAGACGGACAGCUUGGUUGUAAUCAAUAUACACGUGCCAGGAGUUGAGCACUACAAGUGUCGGUUUUCAAGGAAUCAUUUGGCCUUUAUGACUGUUGUCAGAGAAAAAUUCUAUGUUAUUGAAGAGACUUUGGCAAAUGAAAUUGAGACAGAUUCAUGUUCUCUCAAGUUAAAAGGCAUGACUGUGCAUAUUUACCUGACCAAGAAAUCAAAAUGUACAUGGCUCCUCCUUUUUGCUGAGAAGAUGAAACGUCCAUGGUUGAAGAUGGCCUACCAAGGCUCAAGCUUAGACGAUGAAAAGUCAUCAGUAUCUGCUCUCAGAAAAUCAUGGACAGACUUGCAGAUUGAUGAGAACAGCUAUGGAGGAUACCCAGCUGGCAUGAGCGACAGUUCAGCAGAUAGUCAGUCAGAUGAAGAUAUGGAUGACUUAAUCACUUGAUUGACCAUGUGAAACCUGUUUAUCAGUCAUGUUGCAUGCAUUUAUUAUCCAGAUGAAACUGUGGAAAGAAUAACAAUCUACUUUGUUAGUUAGGAGUUGUUAAAAAUAUAUAAUGGCCAUGGAUAUUAUUGUAUGAAUUAGUGAGACUGAUUACAGCCUGUUAUUGCUGGGUAGGCUCUGUGCAAAAGCGGAAUUACAGGUUCACCAAAAAUAUAUUUAGUAUGACAUUACUUUCUGCUAGAUUGGCCAGUCUGAUAAAGGGGCUAUCACAAGAGGGCAAAGUUUCAUGUACUUCCUACCUUAUGCAAUUUAUUAUCCUAUCACACAAAUCCAUACAUUUCAAUCUGUACAUAUAUUUGUGCUCAAAGACUUUGUAGGUACAUCUAGAAUGGUUUGAAAAUUAUUCCAGAUUUUUCUUUUAUUAUCUCAUUGUUGAUUUCAUAAGUUGUGUCUGCUGGACUUGUUCCCAUUAUUAUUAAUUAUUUUUUAUAAAAAAAUAUUUCUACUGAUAAUUUGCAAUUUUCAUACCAAAGCUCUGCAUUGAACUUUUAUAAUAGUGUAUUAGAAAUGGCUCGCUGGAUAUUUUUGGUGGACAUAAACUAAUCUGUACAAAUUUGUAAAGUAUGCUUAUAGAAUGAAGAAAUAUGCAAUAAAGUGCAAAAAUCAAGCUUUUGCAAUACUAAUAACAAUGGACAAGUAAGUCAGGUGAUUAGUAUUUUUGUAAUUUUCAAGUAACUAUGGCACUUGAAGGAAUUUCUUUUGUGCUCAUAAAAUCAUCAAUAUUUCUAUGUAUUUAUGGAAUUAUGCAGUAAUGUUACAAAAUAGCAUGUAAUUGGGUUUAUUGGUCUCGUUUAUUUCCUUUCUUAAAAUUUAUACAUUAAUGGUAUCCUUCAGAUACUUUACCUGUUCUCUAAAUCUCAUUUUUUAAAAUUAUUUAUUUCUUCAUGUAAUAUCUAAUCCCAGUGUUCUCGAAGUCUAGACAGUUAUUUUAGCUGGCAAAGGUUUCUUAAGAUGUUACUCAUUAUUCCAUGAAAUAAUUUUGAAGCAGAUGUGCAGUAUUCCAUGGGAUUAUUUUCUUGUAACUCUUAACCCCACGAAUCCGGAUGCUUCACGACAGUCACGUGGCCCAAAAUCCAGUCAUUGGGCUUUCGUGAGUUGCCUCAAAAAUACAAGCAUUAGGCUUACAUUAACAGCCUCUUUGCCAAGUGCAUGGCUUGUCGGCCAGGCACAAACAAACACACGAUAGGAAUAAUGCAAAAGACCCUUUCUAAAUAUCAAAGGAGUCUUAUCACCCUCCAAGAGGUUUUAACACUCAUGGUAAAUUAUUCCCGUCACCCUGGCCUUCAGCCAAAAUGCUCAUGACAGCAAGUUCGCCUCACUGCAGCCCACAGCCAGAUUUUCCCUGGACAGCAUGUUCAUUUUACCGAUCCCUCAAGCCAAAUUUUUUCAUGAUGUGAUGGUUGUUAUCUGGAUCAUUGGGGUUAAUUUAACUAUGAGACAAAGUUAUUUAUAAUAAGUAAUUUUGAAUUGCAAUAUUGCAGGAGUGUUCUCACAAUAAGCAUUUUCUUUUUUCAAACCUUUAAAAAAAAUUUUUUUUUUAAUAUAGCUAUUUGCAGUGUGUCUGUAAUGGAAGAAAUAUAAUUUUUUGUUCUUUUUAAAAAUGAGUUCUGUAAAAUAUAUCUACAGAGUAAGCUUAUAAAUAAAUAUUUUCCAUUCAUCUGGAAAGUUAGUGAGUUGUUUCCUUCAGAAUUACAUGUUUAAAAAAUUAAGAAAAAAAAUGGACAGUAAUUUUUUUCAGUUGUAUAUCAGAGAUAAGUUCUAUUUCUCUGUAUGGUAUUUUGUUUAUGAUAGAUAAUUGAUACUGAUAAUUGUACUCGAAAUUUUCAAGACGAAUUUGCAAUUUUUGUUUAGUUUAUAUAUUUCAUGGAAUAAUUAUCUCAGAGUAAUUUAUAAAGAUUAAUCUAAAAAUAAUAAUAAAGUAUUCUCGGAAAACAAUCUUGACUUCAUACAAUCAUUUAACCUAAAGCACCAGAAAAUAAUCAGAGCACUGGAAAUUAUUUUUGGCCAGCCAUGCUUAGGAAUUAAUGGUAUUGGAGCCAUAAAAUAAAUCUAAAGGUCAGUCAUAGAUGUGACACAUCAGUACACUAAAUAAUCCUGUCUGUUUUAAGUAAAUUAACACAAGAAAUAUGUGUUACGUUUUUUACCUAAAUUCAUAUUAACCCCCUUGCACCAGGUGAGACACCUGGAAAAAAAAAAAAACAUUCCUGGGUGCCCUACCAGUGUGACACUAGAUCAGAGCUUUCUCUCUGAUUUUGUCAACUGUGGUGGCCCACACCGAAUUUGAAGCCACCCAGAAACUAUUAUUUUUGGCUUGAAAAUGUACUGGCACUAGUGGGUUAAAAAAAAUUUAAACAUUGGUCAUUUCAGUUUUAAAAUGUUCCAUUUGAAUUCCAUUUGUUACAAUGGAUAUUCUUUUUGCCGCUAUAUAUUGUCUGUUUACUUGCUUCUAAAGCACCCUGUUUGCAUGGAAUGGCCUGUGUUUCCAUCCACUGACAGUGUGCAGGAUUGAACACAGGUCAACAAGAUUGCUAAAUAAGAACAUUGCCCGUUACACAGGUGUCUUAUGAGAGUUAGUAAAAUUUGUCCUAUAUCCUCCCCAAAAAUAAUUUUGGUUUAUGAUCAGGGGCAUCAUUUACAAUUGUUUUAUUGGCCUAAAUUACACCUUUAUAGCUCUGGUCAUACCCUAAAAAUGCACCUAGGGUUGCUCAAUUCAGAAGAGCGUGCAACACACCAGAAACUGAUUGUGGUCACUUUACUUACCAACCAUGCAAAAUGAAGCCCCUGAUUUAAAAAUCCUAAGUAAUUUUUGUAUACAGUAGUUACUGGGUUAAAAAGUAAGGGCGGGUAUGACAGGCAAAAUUCAAAUAUAUUGUACUUUAUGUCCAAUCAUGCACAUCAGUGAAUCUACUCUCAUUGAUGUUUAUAAUGCAGGAUGAUUUUAAAACUGUUGUCUCACUUUCUAAUAAAUUGAUAAUGUCUA